Molecule: messenger RNA, 888 nt
Organism: Erythranthe guttata (spotted monkey flower)
Lineage: Eukaryota; Viridiplantae; Streptophyta; Magnoliopsida; Lamiales; Phrymaceae
Product: mitochondrial ATP-independent inner membrane protease subunit 1a
Cellular component (GO): membrane; mitochondrial inner membrane peptidase complex
Molecular function (GO): serine-type endopeptidase activity
Source: RefSeq, a predicted model, not a curated record
AAAAUGAAUAGAGAGAGAAACAGAUUCAGAGAGAGAGAGAGAGAGAUGGGAAUGGAGAGACUGCGAGAAUUGACGCCAAUUGUGAAGGAAGCACUGCAGAAUACCGCACGAGUAGCGAAUUUCUUCUGUCUUCUCCACUUCACCGGCGCAUAUAUGUGCACCGUCGCUAAACUUGUGGGUCCCAGUAUGCUUCCGACGUUCAACGACGGUAACUUAGUGUUGACGGAAAGGAUAACGACCCGUUCGGAGAAAGUCGGGUCGGGCGACGUGGUGCUCGUACGGGCGCCCGAUGACCCGAGAAAGGUUGUCGCCAAGAGGGUUAAGGGUGUUGAAGGCGACGUCGUUUCGUACCUGUUGGACCCCAAAAAAACUGAUGAACUCAACACUGUUGUCGUACCAAAGGGGCAUAUUUGGAUCGAAGGGGAUAACGCACACAACAGUCACGAUUCAAGACAAUUUGGUCCGGUCCCGUACGCACUUCUACAUUCCCGAGUUUUCUUUGUGGUAUGGCCACCUGCGGAUUUCAGAUCAGUUGGCAACAAGGUUCUUCGAUUUUAACUUGUAGGUAUACACUUGCGGAGCACUUUAUACGGCUUAAUAUGUUUCGUAAAGCAUUUCCAAGUUGACCUUUUUUCGUUUAAGCCUUUGACAAAAUUGCUUGUUGUGUGGCCGAUGAAGAUUUUACCGAGCCACCUUUGACACUGUCUUGAUGAAAAUAUGAUUAACUGAACAAGCAUCUUUUGUUGUUUCCACGCAGUUAUGACAGUUCGGCUAUCAGCAUUUAUUUACGCCUGUAGAAUUCUUACAUAUACUCGAUUGCUCGAAAUUCGGGUGAUCUCGAUAUUUUGUUGCUGUUGCUUCUAAAAUUUUGGGAUCUUUUUUUUUUUA